Messenger RNA from Apiotrichum porosum, 174 nucleotides. RefSeq lists its product as uncharacterized. The transcript has 2 exons. The coding region runs from base 1 to 174 and encodes 57 amino acids. The record is from RefSeq and is a predicted model, not a curated record. Lineage: Eukaryota; Fungi; Basidiomycota; Tremellomycetes; Trichosporonales; Trichosporonaceae.
AUGGCCCUCAAGUGGAGCAACGGCAAGGGCAGGGACAAGCUCCACGCCGACGCUGCCCAGUACAUCAAGGGCAAGAUCAACGAGCUCCUCCUCACAGAGGACGAGAUUGCGGCCGGCAAGACGGAGAAGGAGAGCAAGUUUCUCUUCUGCUACAAGGCUUUGCAAGCACCAUGA